CCUCCUCUGAGAUUCGAUUCGAUUCAUUUAUCCUUUUCGUCUUUACUCACUGCAAAGAUGAUGAUGAAAGAUGUAUUCAGACCGACCAAAUCCGCACCGAGUUCUCCCGCAAAGCCACUCGGCAUCUCCCGCACUCGGUCUGAAUCAUUUCACGCUAUCCACAAAGUCCCUGUCGGAGACAGUCCAUAUGUCAGAGCCAAGAACGUUCAGUUGGUGGAGAAGGAUCCCGAGAGAGCAAUUCCUCUGUUUUGGUCCGCCAUUAACGCUGGAGACAGAGUGGACAGCGCUCUGAAAGACAUGGCCAUCGUUAUGAAGCAGCAAGAUCGAGCAGAAGAAGCCAUCGAAGCUAUUAAAUCUCUCAGAGUCAGGUGUUCAGAUCAAGCUCAGGAAUCUCUCGACAACAUCCUCCUCGAUCUCUACAAGAGAUGUGGGAGACUUGACGACCAGAUCGCACUUCUGAAACACAAACUCUUCCUGAUUCAAAAAGGUCUCGCCUUUAACGGCAAACGAACCAAAACCGCUAGGUCCCAGGGCAAAAAGUUUCAAGUCUCAGUGGAGCAAGAAGCAACGCGGCUACUGGGGAACUUAGGAUGGGCUCUGAUGCAAAGAGACAACUUCGUGGAAGCCGAGGAUGCGUACAGGAGAGCGCUAUCGAUCGCGCCGGACAACAACAAGAUGUGCAACCUAGGGAUCUGCCUUAUGAAGCAAGGCAGGAUCGACGAAGCCAAGGAGACGCUACGGCGCGUGAAGCCCGCGGUUGUUGAUGGCCCUAGAGGUGUGGAUUCUCAUCUGAAAGCCUACGAGAGAGCUCAGCAGAUGCUUAGCGAUCUUGGCUCUGAGAUGAUGAGGAGAGGAGGGGAUGAUAGAGUCGAGCAGAGGAAGCUUUUCGACGCCAUGUUCGGGUCUUCUUCCAUAUGGCAGCCUCAGCCUUGUAGAGAACAGAGCGUGAAGGCUAAACCAAAGCCGAGCAAUGAUGGGUACGGUGACGAGAACGUGAAGACGAAUGUGAAUGUAGUAAACAAUCCAUUAAGGGUGGAUGCAAAACCAUUCUUCUCUUCCAAGCUGAUAAGCAAUAGCGAGAAGCUGAAGAGGACGAGAUCGUCGAGCCAAACGAUGGGAAUGUUGAGCUGUGGUGGUGGUGGUGAGGGAGAGGGAGAGACAAACACGAAGAGGAGACUGUCGAUGGAGAAGAGAGCCAUCGACUGUGGAUUGCCAGACAACAAGGAGUUUGAAGAGGCAAUGAUCAUGGCUGUUUUGGGGACAGAGAUGAAAGUGGACAAGAAGAGGCUUAAGGUUUUUCAGGAUAUCACUUUGUCCUCACUAAGCCCAAGAGCCUGAGUUAUCUCUUAAUCUCAGGCUCUCUCUUUUUUAAUCAUUCUAAUUUAAAGGAGAUGAGCUCUUAUUCUCCUUAAUGUUGCUACAUUUUUUUUUUUUUUUUCAUAUUGUUAACUUAUUGCUAUUGACCAAUAAUGAAAGCUG
Brassica oleracea var. oleracea is the source of this 1479-nucleotide messenger RNA. RefSeq names its product protein POLLENLESS 3-LIKE 2. The record is from RefSeq and is a predicted model, not a curated record. The transcript is spliced from 3 exons. NCBI's taxonomy places the organism in Eukaryota, Viridiplantae, Streptophyta, Magnoliopsida, Brassicales, Brassicaceae. The coding region runs from base 58 to 1338 and encodes 426 amino acids. Gene Ontology annotation, molecular function: protein binding.